CUCUGCUCUUCCAAAAUCCUCCUGGUUCUCCUCUCUACCUACACUUUCCCACCAUGGCGCUCGCGACAAAAGCCGUGCCGCACCUGAUGACGCUGGCCGACCUCUCCCCCGGCCAGAUCCAGCGCAUCCUCAUGCACUCGUACCACCUCAAGCGCACCGCGCAGCCGUGGCUCGCGCCCGUGCAGACCAAGAGCGGAAACCAGGUGAAGCUCAAGCUGCGCAUGCCCUCGCAGUCGCUCUUCAGCAAGACCGUCGCGCUGCUCUUCUCGAAGCGGAGCACGCGCACGCGCGUGAGCGCGGAGACGGCGGCGUCGCUCCUCGGCGGGCAGGCGCUGUUCUUGGGCAAGGAGGAUAUCCAGAUUGGCGUGAACGAGAGCGUGCGCGACUCGGCGCGGGUUAUUGGCGGCCUGUGUGAGGGGAUCUUUGCGCGGGUGGGGGACCACUCCGAGAUUGAGGAACUGGCGCGGUACUCGCCGGUGCCGGUGCUGAACGCGCUGUCGUCGCUGUGGCACCCGACACAGGUCCUCGCGGACCUGCUCACGCUGCAGGAGCACGCGCACCUGUUCGACCCCGCCGCGCCCGCGCCGCCAAGUGCGGACGACCUCCUCACGUCGCAGCGGUACCGGCGGCUUGUGGACGUGCGCCCGCUGACGGUCGCGUACCUCGGCGACUCGGCGAACGUGCUGCACGACAUGCUCGUCACGUACCCGCGGCUGGGGCACCAGCUGCGCGUCGCGAGCCCGGAGAACGCGAAGUACCGCGCGCCAAAGGCGGUGUGGGACCGGGUGGUCGAGCUCGGGUGUGACAAGAACAUCCACUGGACGGCGGACCCGCGUGAUGCGGUUAAGGGCGCGGAUUUGGUUGUUACUGACACUUGGAUCUCCAUGGGUCAGGAAGCAGAGAAGGCGCAGCGGCUGAAGGACUUCGAGGGCUACCAAGUGACCGAAAAAUUGUGCCGGGAGGGCGGGGCGAACCCCGAUUGGAAGUUCAUGCACUGUCUGCCGCGGAAGCAGGACGAGGUGGACGACGAGGUGUUCUACGGUCCGCGGUCGCUGGCGUACCAGGUGUCGGACAACCGGAAGUGGACGAUCAUGGCGAUGUUCGACCUUCUGUUUGGAAAGUGGUCGCUGCUCGAGCGGACAAAGGACACGGCGGAAGGACCGUCGGCGUGAGGGCCGCAGGCGGGAGGAGGAGGGCCGAGACACGUUGGGCAUGCGUACCUAGAGCUGUACCUAGAGUCCGGAGUAA
This is a messenger RNA of Trametes versicolor FP-101664 SS1, 1248 nucleotides long. Its product is annotated as mitochondrial ornithine carbamoyltransferase. Gene Ontology annotation, cellular component: mitochondrion. NCBI's taxonomy places the organism in Eukaryota, Fungi, Basidiomycota, Agaricomycetes, Polyporales, Polyporaceae. The coding region runs from base 54 to 1172 and encodes 372 amino acids. Gene Ontology annotation, molecular function: ornithine carbamoyltransferase activity; amino acid binding. The record is from RefSeq and is a predicted model, not a curated record. The transcript is spliced from 5 exons. Gene Ontology annotation, biological process: L-citrulline biosynthetic process.